UUCUCUUUCUUCCAACCAUUUUCCUUUUUCUGUUGUUGCAAGAUUUCUUCUUUCAACCUCUUUUCUCUUACAACAAUUUUGCAAAAUCUUCUUCUUCUUCUUCUUCUUCUUCUUCUCACACAUAGUAGCUUGUUCAAUUUCUACGUAAAGGUUGAAACUUUUUCACAUAUGAUUAUUGUAUUGACAAUUUGUUGAAUUGAAGGUUGAUUCUGGGAUCUGGCAGAAGCAGAAACGUGUGGAUCUCUGCAAUUUCUGCACUUUUCCCCAUCUGGGUAUUGUUUGAUUUGAUUUUCCAAUGGGUUUGAGAUACAACGUUGGAUUGUUCCUCAUAGCAACUGUUGUUAUCAUUUGGGUCACCUCUGCUGAAGUCACCCAGGGUAUUUUUAUAGAUUAUAAGCAGCCGUUUGCGGUGACAUAUCUCGGAGCUUCUCUCAUGGUAGUUUACCUCCCAAUAGCAUUCAUUAAGGAUUGGUUCUAUAACUUGCUUAAACGCCGCUCUUCUAAAAGUGGAAAAAAUGCAGAAAGCGGGGGCGAGUUUUCUGUCAGGAGUAGCUCCCCACUCAAAGGCAAUGGAGUUCAGAAAAACUUUGAAAUGGAACUUGGGAACAUGGUUCGGAAAGACAGUGAUUUAGACCUUACAACUCUUGCAGAGACAAAACCAUUGGUGGCUAAAUAUAAUGAAACUAAUGUGCUGACUGCAGAAAAAGCACUUACUACAAAGGAAAUUGCUACUUAUGGAUUUUACAUUGCACCUAUCUGGUUUGUAACAGAGUAUCUAUCAAAUGCUGCCCUUGCACGUACAAGUGUUGCGAGUACAACAGUAUUGUCAUCUACUUCAGGACUCUUCACUCUUUUCAUCGGUGUGUUAAUGGGACAAGACACUUUAAAUGUAUCAAAAGUAGUUGCUGUCUUGGUCAGCAUGGCCGGCGUUGCCAUGACAACUCUUGGCAAAACUUGGGCCGCAGAUGACUCGCAAUUUAGUGCUUCCAAUGGACAGCGCAGUCUUGUUGGAGAUCUUUUUGGCCUUCUCUCAGCCAUUUCAUAUGGUCUAUUUACUGUUCUUCUAAAAAAGUUUUCUGGCGAAGAAGGAGAACGGGUUGACGUGCAAAAGCUGUUCGGAUAUAUUGGAUUGUUUACACUUGUAGCACUAUGGUGGCUUAUUUGGCCGUUGUCAGCCUUAGGAAUUGAACCUAAGUUUGCGAUUCCACACUCUGCCAAAAUGGAUGAAGUGGUUCUUGCAAAUGGAUUUGUUGGAAGUGUUCUCUCAGACUACUUCUGGGCACUGUGUGUUGUAUGGACAACUCCCCUUGUGGCUACUUUGGGCAUGUCACUCACCAUUCCUCUUGCUAUGUUGGCCGACAUGGUAAUCCACGGUCGGCAUUAUUCAGCACUAUACAUUCUUGGCUCAGUUCAGGUAUUUGCAGGCUUUGUGAUAGCUAAUCUUUCAGAUUGGAUGACAAAGAGGUUGGGAUUAUAACACAUGAUGAUGUUUUGUUGAUUAGUUUGGACAACACUUAUUCUUUUUUUUUGGUUGGUUAUACUUCCACUACUCUAUUGAGUGUCAUAGCAUAAUUAGUCAAUAUGAUGAAAACCAAAGCCUUAAUCCUGUUCUUUUUCUUUUUUUUUUUUGUAAUUUUCAAGGAAAGCAACAUAAGAGUGUUGUUUCCAUUCCAUGUUGUAUUUGUUGUGUAUAUGGUUCUUUCUAGCUUGAGUCCUUCUUUGUAAUCAUGUUCAGGAUGAGGUGCUAGCCAAUGAUGUAACCUCUCAUUGUUAUAUAAUUCAUGGCUUACACAAGUAAAUGUGUUAUUUAAAUGGAGAAUUUCACUGUAGAGUGUUCCAUGAAUAAAAUGCAAUUAUCAUGAUCA
This is a messenger RNA of Cicer arietinum (chickpea), 1865 nucleotides long. RefSeq lists its product as uncharacterized. NCBI's taxonomy places the organism in Eukaryota, Viridiplantae, Streptophyta, Magnoliopsida, Fabales, Fabaceae. The record is from RefSeq and is a predicted model, not a curated record. Gene Ontology annotation, cellular component: membrane.